CGUGAACGGUGAUAGAUCAUAGGUGACUUUUAAACAAUUUAAACAUUAAACUGUGCAAGUUAAUUAAUUUACUGCAGUGAAUACGAGUUUCCUAUAGUGUGUCAUUGACUUGAGACGAAGUGUCAAAAUCGUUCUGAUUUGCUUUCGUGCUUCAUGAAACUUCAUCAAGGCGACCACCAAAAAUUCUUUGAUUAAACAUCACGCAAUCAUUUGAAAUCGAACUGUUUGAAGAGAAUAUUCUUUGGCUAAUCAUCGUAACUAAAUAAAAGCUUUACUUGUAGCACGAUUUCCACGGAAAUGAAAAUAUGUUCUUAAAUGCAUAUUGAAGUUAAAUAUUAAACAUCAUGGCAAAAGGUUUUUUUAUAUAAUUAACUAUCAAUUUGCACUUAAACAUGAUACCAAUGGAAAACAAUUGUCGAACACUCGUUAAGAUGUGUUUGUUUAAUGUUGUUUAUCACUGAUCACAUCUUUGCUGAGGUCAGAGAGUGAUGCCGGUUCAUCAGAUCAAUGUUAAUCCGCCUGACCGGCAACCACCUCUGUCGCUUGGUCCUUCCAAUAACAAUAGCCCUGCUGGUGGUGAAAGCUUACCAGAAUGGACACCAAGGGUAUCAACAUAUGCAACAGUAGUCACAAUCAUACCAGAUCAUUGUCACUCAUCAGUGAGCACAUUAUCAUCAAGCAAUCAUGAUAUUUGCAGAAUAUGUCAUUGUGAAGGUGAAGAAGGUGCUCCUCUUUUAGCACCUUGUUAUUGCAGUGGUAGUUUACGCUAUGUACAUCAGACUUGCCUUCAACAAUGGAUAAAAGCUUCAGACACGCGUGCUUGUGAAUUAUGUAAAUUCACAUUUAUUAUGCAUGCUAAAACAAAACCAUUUUGUGAGUGGGAAAAACUUGAAAUGUCUGCCCUAGAAGUUCGUAAAUUAUGGUGUGCAGUUGCUUUUCACGCAGUAGCUGCACUUUGCGUGGCUUGGUCUUUAUAUGUACUCGUCGAACGAUCUGUGGAAGAAGCUCGACGUGGAUACGUAGACUGGUCUUUCUGGACUAAAUUAAUUGUUGUCGUAAUUGGGUCUACAGGAGGUUUAGUUUUUAUGUACAUUCAGUGCAAAGCAUACAUUACACUAUGCAAAAAGUGGCGAGCAUUUAACAGAGUAAUAUUUAUUCAAAAUGCUCCUGAGAAAGUGGUGCUUCCUCCCUCACCUACAGACUCUUUGAGAGAAGUAACAUUGCCUCUAAAAGAUCCAACUGCCUCUAUGCCUGAGCUCAAUCAUACCUUAUUACCCCGUAACAUAGAUCCUCCAUGUGCCUCGCAGAUGGUAAAACCAGAUUCUGCCUUGGCACCACUAGUCUUCCGGUAUAUAGUUGCAAGGAGUAAGACGAAGGCACCGAAUCUAGUAGUGGUGAGCGUCAGUUUGUUAAAGUUGCGUCUGGAGUUUUAUUAUUACACUUGUCACAUUGUUGAAUUAAAUGACGCACAAGUGUUUGCUUGUAAUCGUAUGAUGUUGAAAACGUGA
Habropoda laboriosa is the source of this 1508-nucleotide messenger RNA. Its product is annotated as E3 ubiquitin-protein ligase MARCH8. Gene Ontology annotation, molecular function: MHC protein binding; zinc ion binding; ubiquitin protein ligase activity. The transcript has 8 exons. Gene Ontology annotation, biological process: immune response; antigen processing and presentation of peptide antigen via MHC class II; protein polyubiquitination. Lineage: Eukaryota; Metazoa; Arthropoda; Insecta; Hymenoptera; Apidae. Bases 489 to 1508 code for a protein of 339 amino acids. The record is from RefSeq and is a predicted model, not a curated record. Gene Ontology annotation, cellular component: lysosome; cytoplasm; late endosome membrane.